AUGGCGAUAGGCCUCUUGGCGUCGAUACAAGCGCUGCACAGGGCUUACAGUGACGUCAUCGCGCUGAGGUUCUCGGACGAACCCGACUUGAUGGAAAAGGUCCUGAAGUCGAAGAAUCUGUACGCGCUCGAGAUGAAGAAUAUGGUGAUCUUCUGCAACAAAAACAACACCCUUCGGGUCUUCGAUAAAGUCAGCAAAAGGAACUUGGAGUCCCCAACUGUUCACUGGUACGUCCUUAUGCAAAAUGAUUAUUCAACAGAAAUGCUGAAUAUCUUGAGGGAAGGAAGCCAGGUAACACUAGCAGUUAAGGCGUCGGAGUUUGCGUACAAAUUUUUCACGACGUUUGUGGAUUCCAACAACGCUGUGAGCAUGAAGGCUGCUGGAUCAUAUCGGUGGAACAAAGCACUCGGGAAAGUUUCCGUGGACGUCGUAAGUCCUCUAACUCCUGACCUGUUCGAUCUCUACGGAGACUUCGGAGGAAGGACCCUGAAGUCUUCUGUCGUGGACAACUGGCCCUUCUUCAAAAUCACCCCAGUCGACGAGUCCAACGCCUUGCCUGAUUCCGGCAUCGAUGCCAACGUCCUCAACAGCAUUGCGGCAAAACUCAAUUUCACUUAUAAAUUGAAAAUAGAACCUCGGGGCUCUUGGGGAGGACCACAACCAGACGGUACCAUCACAGGCAUGAUUGGAAUGUCGGCUCGGAGAGAAGUCGACUUUGCCAUCAAUGAGAUCACUAUUACGGAGUCCAGAGAAACUGUUGUUGACUUCACCAAGCCUUAUUUUCUGGAAUCGACGACCAUCGUUACGCGUGCGCCUGCGCAACUGAGCAAAGCCGGAGCCAUUUUCUCUCCUUUCACUUUACUGGUGUGGAUGCUGCUGGUACUGGCUAUAAUUCUCAGCGGACCAUUGUUGAGCCUUUUCAGCCGGGUGAUGGAGCGAUAUAUGGCUGCACCUCCCGACGACGUUCCCCUCCACAUGUUUACCUUCAACAUGUUUAGGAGCAUGGUCCUCCAAGGCAACAUGAAUGAGACCGAUCAUUGGCCCCACAGAUUCAUCUUCUUAUUCUGGUAUCUCUUCUGCUUCUAUAUUUAUGCCUUGUACCAAGGGACGUUGACAGCUGUGCUGGCAGUGCCAAAGUUCGAGAAACCCAUCGACUCGCUGAACGAUCUCCUGGCCUCCAUGAAGAAGGGCGAAUUCACCUUGGCGGUAGUUUAUGCCACGAGCAACGAGUUCAUCUUCAAGGAAGCCACUUCCGGGAUUUACAAGGAUAUCUGGGACUUGUUUAACAAAGCUAACUACGUAAAAAACGUCGACGGGGGGAUUGCCAAAGUGUUGUCGGGAAAGUUUGGAUUUGCAAAUGCCAUGUUGGCGACCGAAAUUCGCGCCACAAGAGAGGGCCGAGAAAAGUUUUACUUGGCGCGACAAACCUUCUACCCUCAGGGGUACGGGAUGGCUCUAAAUAGUGGAGCUCCUUAUAAAAGAGUCUUCGAGAGAGCGUUAACGCAACUAACAGAAGCUGGGUUGAUAGCUAAAUGGACACGCGAUGAAGUGAAUUCAGUGAAAGGGGGUGGUGCUGGUAAAGAAGAGACUAUUGACGACAGUGGCCCUGGUGCAAUUACUCUCGUGCACUUGCAAGCAAUUUUCUUCAUUCUGGCUCUAGGGAUAACAACUGCUGCCGUAGUCCUCUUCUUUGAAAGAUGGGCGUGUUGCCUUCGAAGCAAAUCUGGUAAGUUUCUAGUCACUAUUCUCUUCUGAUAUAAAUUCAAUGAGGAAAACCUUCUCUCAGUGAAUAGUUAUUCAACUUCUUUUAGGUAACAUUGGUGAUCUGAUACAAAGCUGAUAUGUUUCUC
Messenger RNA from Macrobrachium nipponense, 1850 nucleotides. Its product is annotated as glutamate receptor ionotropic, delta-2-like. Gene Ontology annotation, molecular function: ligand-gated monoatomic ion channel activity. The transcript is spliced from 12 exons. The record is from RefSeq and is a predicted model, not a curated record. NCBI's taxonomy places the organism in Eukaryota, Metazoa, Arthropoda, Malacostraca, Decapoda, Palaemonidae. Gene Ontology annotation, cellular component: membrane. The coding region runs from base 1 to 1755 and encodes 584 amino acids.